AUGUCUUUCCUCCUACCAUCAGUUUUCAGAUAUUAUUAUCUCCUCUUCUUUAUCAAUUAUCUUUCUUUUUUUUUUUCCCCACGUGUCUUCUUCUUUUUUCCAUUAUGUGCUUAUUUAUUUAUCUACUUAUUAACUUUCUUUUUCUUCACUCGUCUCAUUUUCUUCCCUCUAUUUGUGCACUUAUCUAGGUGUCCUUUCUUGCCGCACCUAGUGCACUUAACUAGGUGUCCUUUCUUCCCGCAACUAGUGCACUUAUCUAGGUGUCCUUUCUUCCCGCACCUAGUGCACUUAUCUAGGUGUCCUUUCUUCCCGCACCUAGUGCCCUUAUCUAGCUGUUCUUUCUUCCUGCACCUACUGCACUUAUCUAGGUGUCCUUUCUUCCCGCAUCUAGUGCACUUAUCUAGGUGUCCUUUCUUCCCGCACCUAGUGAACUUAUAUAGGUGUGUCCUCUUCUCGCACCUACUGCACUUAUCUAGGUGUCCUUUCUUCCCGCACCUACUGCACUUAUCUAGGUGUCCUUUCUUCCCGCACCUAGUGCACUUAUCUAGGUGUCCUUUCUUCCCGCACCUAGUGCACUUAUCUAGGUGUCCUUUCUUCCCGCACCUAGUGCCCUUAUCUAGCUGUUCUUUCUUCCCGCACCUACUGCACUUACCUAGGUGUCAUUUCUUCCCGCAUCUAGUGCACUUAUCUAGGUGUCCUUUCUUCCCGCACUUAGUGCACUUAUAUAGGUGUCCUUUCUUCCCGCACCAAGUGCACUUAUCUAGGUGUCCUUUCUUCCCCCACCUAGUGCACCUAUCUAGGUGUCCUUUCUUCCCGCACCUAGUGCACUUAUCUAGGUGUCCUUUCUUCCCGCAUCUAGUGCACUUAUCUAGGUGUCCUUUCUUCCCACAUCUAGUGCACUUAUCUAGGUGUCCUUUCUUCCCGCACCUACUGCACUUAUCUAGGUGUCCUCCCUUCCCGCACCUACUGCACUUAUCUAGCUGUCCAUUCUUCCCGCACCUAGUGCACUUAUAUAGGUGUCCUUUCUUCCCGCACCAAGUGCACUUAUCUAGGUGUCCUUUCUUCCCGCACCUAGUGCACUUAUCUAGGUGUCCUUUCUUCCCGCACCUAGUGCCCUUAUCUAGCUGUUCUUUCUUCCUGCACCUACUGCACUUAUCUAGGUGUCCUUUCUUCCCGCAUCUAGUGCACUUAUCUAGGUGUCCUUUCUUGCCGCACCUAGUGCACUUAACUAGGUGUCCUUUCUUCCCGCACCUAGUGCACUUAUAUAGGUGUCCUUUCUUCCCGCACCUACUGCACUUACCUAGGUGUCCUUUCUUCCCGCAUCUAGUGCACUUAUCUAGGUGUCCUUUCUUCCCUCACCUAGUGCACUUAUAUAGGUGUCCUUUCUUCCCGCACCUACAGAACUUAUAUAGGUGUCCUUUCUUCCCGCACCUAGUGCACUUAUAUAGGUGUCCUCUCUUCCCGCACCUACAGAACUUAUAUAGGUGUCCUUUCAUCCCGCACCUACUGCACUUAUCUAGGUGUCCUUUCUUCCCGCACCUAGUGCACUUAUCUAGGUGUCCUUUCUUCCCGCAUCUAGUGCACUUAUCUAGGUGUCCUUUCUUCCCUCACCUAGUGCACUUAUAUAGGUGUCCUUUCUUCCCGCAUCUAGUGCACUUAUCUAGGUGUCCUUUCUUGCCGCACCUAGUGCACUUAUCUUGGUGUCCAUUAUUCCCGCACCAAGUACACUUAUCUAGGUGUCCUUUCUUCCCGCACCUAGUGCACUUAUCUAGGUGUCCUUUCUUCCCGCAACUAGUGCACUUAUCUAGGUGUCCUUUCUUCACGCACCUAGUGCACUUAUCUAGGUGUCCUUUCUUCCCGCACCUAGUGCCCUUAUCUAGCUGUUCUUUCUUCCCGCACCUACUGCACUUAUCUAGGUGUCCUUUCUUCCCGCUCCUGGUGCACUUAUAUAGGUGUCCUCCCUUCCCGCACCUACUGCACUUAUCUAGCUGUCCAUUCUUCCCGCACCUAGUGCACUUAUAUAGGUGUCCUUUCUUCCCGCAACUAGUGCACUUAUCUAGGUGUCCUUUCUUCCCGCACCUAGUGCACGUAUCUAGGUGUCCUUUCUUCCCGCACCUAGUGCCCUUAUCUAGCUGUUCUUUCUUCCUGCACCUACUGCACUUAUCUAGGUGUCCUUUCUUCCCGCAUCUAGUGCACUUAUCUAGGUGUCCUUUCUUCCCGCACCUAGUGCACUUAUAUAGGUGUCCUCUCUUCUCGCACCUACUGCACUUAUCUAGGUGUCCUUUCUUCCCGCACCUACUGCACUUAUCUAGGUGUCCUUUCUUCCCGCACCUAGUGCACUUAUCUAGGUGUCCUUUCUUCCCGCACCUAGUGCACUUAUCUAGGUGUCCUUUCUUCCCGCACCUAGUGCCCUUAUCUAGCUGUUCUUUCUUCCCGCACCUACUGCACUUACCUAGGUGUCCUUUCUUCCCGCAUCUAGUGCACUUAUCUAGGUGUCCUUUCUUCCCGCACUUAGUGUCCUUUCUUCCCCACCUAGUGCACCUAUCUAGGUGUCCUUUCUUCCCGCACCUAGUGCACUUAUCUAGGUGUCCUUUCUUCCCGCAUCUAGUGCACUUAUCUAGGUGUCCUUUCUUCCCACAUCUAGUGCACUUAUCUAGGUGUCCUUUCUUCCCGCACCUACUGCACUUAUCUAGGUGUCCUUUCUUCCCGCACCUAGUGCUCUUAUCUAGGUGUCCUUUCUUCCCGCACCUACUGCACUUAUCUAGGUGUCCUUUCUUCCCGCACCAAGUGCACUUAUCUGGGUGUCCUUUCUUCCCGCACCUAGUGCACCUAUCUAGGUGUCCUUUCUUCCCGCACCUAGUGCACUUAUCUAGGUAUCCCUUCUUCCCGCACCUAGUGCACUUAUCUAGGUGUCCUUUCUUCCCGCACCAAGUGCACUUAUCUAGGUGUCCUUUCUUCCCGCACCUAGUACACCUAUCUAGGUGUCCUUUCUUCCCGCACCUAGUGCACUUAUCUAGGUGUCCUUUCUUCCCGCAUCUAGUGCACUUAUCUAGGUGUCCUUUCUUCCCGCAUCUAGUGCCCUUAUCUAGGUGUCCUUUCUUCCCGCACCUACUGCACUUAUCUAGGUUGCACUUAUCUAGGUGUCCUUUCUUCCCGCACCCAGUGCACUUAUCUUGGUGUCCUUUCUUCCCGAACCUAGUGCACUUAUCUUGGUGUCCUUUCUUCCCGCACCUAGUGCACUUAUCUAGGUGUCCUUUCUUCCCGCACCUAGUGCACUUAUCUAGGUGUCCUUUCUUCCCGCACCUACUGCACUUAUCUAGGUGUCCUUUCUUCCCGCACCAAGUGCAGUUAUCUAGGUGUCCUUUCUUCCCGCACCUAGUGCACCUAUCUAGUAUCUGUAAUAAUGGCAGACUCGGGUUGUGGGGGGGGGAUGAGUCGUCGUCCGCUUCGUUUGGAGCUGGCGAAGAUGGACACCAACUUGACCACGGACGAUACGCACCCAAGAAAAUGUGGAACGCGAAAAUGAAACGGAAUACAUACACUCAAGCUACAAUAUCGAAUUCUUCACAUUUUGCAUCUAUCUAUAUCUAUCUAUCUAUCUAUCUAUCUAUCUAUCUAUCUAUCUAUCUAUCUAUCUAUCUAUCAGUGCGUGUGAAUAAACAUGCACAUGUACGCAUUAUCUAUCUAUCUAUCUAUCUAUCUAUCUAUCUAUCUAUCUAUCUUAUUCUAUCUAUCAUUUAUCUAUCUAUCUUUUAUCUAUCUAUCUAUUAUCUAUCUAUUCUAUCUAUUAUCUAUCUAUCUAUCUAUCUAUCUAUCUAUCUAUCUAUCUUAUUCUACGCAUUAUCUAUAUAUCUAUCUAUCUUAUCUAUCUAUCUAUCUAUAUCUAUCUAUCUAAAUAAAUAA
Molecule: messenger RNA, 3903 nt
Organism: Acanthosepion pharaonis
Lineage: Eukaryota; Metazoa; Mollusca; Cephalopoda; Sepiida; Sepiidae
Source: the annotation of a GenBank genome assembly